Molecule: messenger RNA, 822 nt
Organism: Theileria equi strain WA
Lineage: Eukaryota; Apicomplexa; Aconoidasida; Piroplasmida; Theileriidae
Exons: 5
Coding region: 1-822 (273 amino acids)
Biological process (GO): chromosome segregation
Cellular component (GO): Ndc80 complex
Source: RefSeq, a predicted model, not a curated record
AUGGUCAAUUGUGGCUUAACACCAGUUGGAGGAAUCGAUAUUACUGAAGACCAAUCUCAAUCCUGUUCUUAUCCGGACAUUUUACGGGGAAAAGUUCCUACAAGUGCUUCCCUGCUGCCAGAUGGCUCUGCUAAGGAUAGAAUCGAUCUGCUUGAAAACAUAAAACUCGCUAGCAUCGAGUGUCAAUCAGUUUACGAUCGUGAAAAUGAACUCACAUCAGAAUUUGAAUCCACUAUCGCAAAUAUACUAGAUAAGAAAGCUCUGUUGCAAUCACAUAUACAAGAUGUCAGAGAUUCGCUCAAUAGUGUUAGACAUCAAAUACAAGCAAACGAUAUCGCACACUCUGAAAUUAAUGAUGACACAAACUUUGCCACGGAAAUUGAAGCCACAAAACAACGCCUUGGUGAACUGCGAAACGAAAAGGCUAAGCUCAAGGUACAAGUGGAAAAAAAAGCAAAAGGUAAAUGGUCUCUAGUUGGAAUAACUUUUGCAGAAUUGGAAGAUUUUCGCAAUACCAUUAGCAAAAACGAGUGGUUUUUCAAGUUUUACCACUUUGAAAAGGUGCUUGGUUUAGGUAUCAAUAGUGAGAACGGAGCAUUAAAGAUCACAUUUUCUAAUCUGGGCCAACAAAAUCCCGAUAAAAUGUGUUAUAUAGUCUUAAAGGUUUUUGAGGAUCAGUAUUCAGGUUUAUACUGUGAACCUCAACUCAGCGAAUUCGAUGCAAUUGUAUCAGAACUAAAUAGCGGAUUGGACAUUGGCUUAUUCCUUUGCCGUGUAAGGCAACUGUUCAAAAUCUCAUGUAAUAUUUUAAAUGAAACUUAA